ACCUGCUCUCUGUAUUCUGCUGCGUCCCUUCUUGCUUGCCAUGGCCUCAAACACCAUGGCUGGCUUAAUCACUGGUUCUCAUUCCCAUUUUUCCAAUGACUCUGAUGAGCAUCGGCCUCCCAUCCGUCAACCUUCAUCAAAAGUUUGUCGUGUUUGUGGGGAUGAGAUUGGAUACAAGGAAGAUGGAGAGCUGUUUGUGGCUUGCCAUGUGUGUGGAUUUCCCGUUUGUCGUCCCUGUUAUGAGUACGAAAGAAGUGAAGGGAGCCAGUGCUGCCCUCAAUGUAAUACUCGCUACAAGCGUCACAAAGGUUCUCCUAGAGUGAUUGGGGACGAAGAGGACAAUUUUGAUGCUGAUGAUUUUGAUGAUGAGUUUCAGAUUAAGAGUCGACAUGAUGAAACAGACAAGCAGCAUGAUGUUAAUCAUAUGGAUACUGGAGACUCUAAUCAUCAUCAGUGGCAACCUAAUGGACAAGCUUUCUCUACCGCUGGAAGUGUUGCUGGUAAGGAUUUUGAGGGUGAUAAAGAGUUCUACAGCAAUGCAGAAUGGAAAGAAAGGGUAGAGAAAUGGAAAGUCAGGCAAGAGAAGAGAGGUCUAGUGAGCAAAGAUGAAGGGAAAGAUGACCAAGGUGAAGAAGACGACUACUUUUUGGCUGAAGCUAGGCAGCCAUUGUGGCGUAAGGUCCCAAUACCUUCAAACCUAAUCAACCCAUAUCGUAUAGUCAUUGUCAUGCGGCUCAUUAUACUUAUGUUCUUCUUCCGAUUCCGUAUCUUGACUCCAGCAUAUGAUGCAUUUCCCUUAUGGCUUAUCUCUGUAAUUUGUGAAAUCUGGUUUGCCUUAUCUUGGAUACUUGAUCAAUUCCCCAAAUGGUUCCCUAUCACUCGUGAAACUUACCUGGACCGGUUGUCCAUAAGGUAUGAGCGUGCAGGGGAACCAAACCGUUUAGCCCCAGUUGAUGUAUUUGUGAGUACUGUUGACCCUUUGAAGGAACCUCCCAUCAUAACAGCAAACACAGUUCUAUCAAUCUUGUCUGUGGAUUACCCUGUUGAGAAGGUCAGCUGCUAUGUAUCAGAUGAUGGUGCAUCUAUGCUUCUUUUUGAUACACUCUCAGAAACUGCUGAAUUUGCGAGGAGAUGGGUUCCUUUUUGCAAAAAGUAUAACAUAGAGCCAAGGGCUCCAGAGUUCUAUUUCUCUGAGAAAAUUGAUUACCUGAAAGAUAAGGUGGAAGCCAGCUUUGUGAAGGAGCGUAGGGCUAUGAAGAGAGAAUAUGAAGAAUUCAAAGUGAAAAUUAAUGCUUUGGUGGCAAAGGCUCAGAAGAAACCAGAAGAGGGAUGGGUGAUGCAGGAUGGUACCCCAUGGCCUGGAAACAAUACUCGUGAUCAUCCAGGAAUGAUUCAGGUCUAUUUGGGAAGUGGUGGUGCACUGGAUGUGGAAGGCAAGGAACUGCCACGACUUGUGUAUAUGUCUCGUGAAAAACGUCCCGGCUAUCAACACCACAAGAAAGCUGGUGCCAUGAAUGCUCUGGUUCGAGUUUCUGCUGUGCUUACCAAUGCACCUUUCAUGUUGAAUCUGGAUUGUGACCACUACAUCAACAAUAGCAAGGCUGUUAGAGAAGCCAUGUGCUUUUUAAUGGAUCCUCAGUUAAGGAAGAAGAUAUGCUAUGUUCAAUUUCCACAAAGAUUUGAUGGUAUUGAUCGCCAUGAUAGAUAUGCCAAUCGCAAUACUGUUUUCUUCGAUAUCAAUAUGAAAGGCCUUGAUGGAAUUCAAGGUCCUGUAUAUGUUGGUACUGGGACUGUUUUCAACAGGCAGGCUUUAUAUGGCUAUGAUCCUCCAGUAUCUGAGAAGAGACCAAAGAUGACUUGUGACUGCUGGCCUUCAUGGUGUUGCUGUUGCUGCGGUGGAUCAAGAAAGUCCAAGUCAAAAAAAUCAUCAGGAAGAGGAAUCUUUAGCAAAUUAUACAGUAAGAAGAAGAAAAUGAUGGGGAAGAAUUAUGUUAGAAAAGGAUCUGGGCCUGUUUUCGAUCUAGAAGAGAUUGAAGAAGGGUUGGAAGGUUACGAUGAGCUAGAGAAAUCAUCACUGAUGUCCCAGAAAAAUUUUGAGAAAAGGUUUGGGCAGUCACCCGUUUUCAUUGCUUCUACUUUGAUGGAAGAUGGUGGGCUUCCAGAAGGCAUCAAUAACCAAUCAUUGAUUAAGGAGGCCAUUCAUGUCAUAAGCUGUGGCUAUGAAGAGAAUGAAUGGGGCAAAGAGAUUGGAUGGAUUUAUGGCUCGGUUACAGAAGAUAUCUUGACAGGGUUUAAGAUGCAUUGCAGAGGAUGGAAAUCAGUGUACUGCAUGCCAAAGAGAGCAGCUUUCAAAGGAUCUGCUCCAAUAAAUCUAUCAGAUCGGUUGCACCAAGUUCUGAGAUGGGCUCUUGGUUCUGUUGAGAUAUGCCUUAGUCGUCAUUGCCCAUUGUGGUAUGGCUACGGGGGAAAAUUGAAAUGGUUAGAAAGGCUGGCUUACACUAACACCAUUGUUUACCCAUUCACCUCCAUCCCACUACUUGCAUAUUGUGUAAUUCCAGCUGUGUGUCUUCUGACCGGAAAGUUCAUCAUACCUACUUUGACAAACUUUGCUAGCGUUUGGUUUAUGGCUCUAUUUAUCUCCAUCAUUUUAACUGGUGUCCUAGAGCUUCGGUGGAGUGGGGUGAGCAUUACAGACUGGUGGCGUAAUGAGCAAUUCUGGGUCAUCGGAGGUGUUUCUGCCCAUCUUUUUGCUGUUUUUCAAGGUCUUCUCAAAGUUCUUGCUGGAGUGGAUACCAAUUUCACAGUCACAGCAAAGGCAGCAGAGGAUGCUGAGUUUGAGCUCUAUCUCUUCAAGUGGACCACUCUUCUCAUCCCACCCACCACUCUAAUAAUUCUGAAUAUGGUGGGAGUUGUGGCUGGAAUCUCUGAUGCCAUCAACAAUGGCUCUGGCUCUUGGGGACCCUUAUUUGGGAAGCUAUUUUUUUCCUUCUGGGUUAUUGUUCACCUCUAUCCUUUCCUCAAAGGUCUGAUGGGAAGGCAAAACAGGACUCCUACCAUUGUUGUCCUCUGGUCAAUUCUUCUAGCAUCAAUCUUCUCAUUGAUUUGGGUCCGGAUCGAUCCCUUCUUACCCAAGCAAACCGGUCCAAUUCUCAAACAAUGUGGGGUAGAUUGCUAGGGCAGUGGAGGCAAGUGAAAAUUUGUUCACAGUUCGUAUUUGCUUCCUGGCUUUUGUGCUUGGAUGUUUUUCUUGAUUUGAGUCGUUACCUUUCUGAGAAGAGUUAUCAGGGUGAGUUAUCAGUGUAUAUAGUUUUCAUGGAGAUGUACUGUUAUCAUCAGAAUGGACCCCGGGAGACAUGUCCAUCUCAAAAGAUACAAAAUGAUAUGGCAGCCAAUGUUGUUUUAUAGUGAUAGGAAUACUAGAACUUCUCUUCUUAUACUGCAAGGUUAUUGUAUUGAGAUCAGAUUUGAAAUAAUAUUCGCUUUCAAUGAAGCUGCUUCUCUGUG
This is a messenger RNA of Neltuma alba, 3504 nucleotides long. Its product is annotated as cellulose synthase A catalytic subunit 4 [UDP-forming]-like. Lineage: Eukaryota; Viridiplantae; Streptophyta; Magnoliopsida; Fabales; Fabaceae. Gene Ontology annotation, molecular function: cellulose synthase (UDP-forming) activity. The record is from RefSeq and is a predicted model, not a curated record. Gene Ontology annotation, biological process: cellulose biosynthetic process. Gene Ontology annotation, cellular component: membrane.